AUUCAAAACCAAUUAGCUGACGCUGCUUGCCAUGACAAUGAGGAUUUCCAUCUGAUUCCGUAAUGGCCAAACUCAUUUGGUCUCCACUGAUGCCUGACCGCCUAAUACACCUAUAAUAUGACUAAUGGUUAAUUGAAUAAAAUUGCCAGUUUAUAAUUGAACGAAGAUGGGAACAGAGUUAAUCCUACGAUUUCUUGCAUUGGCACUUACGCUAAUACUAAGCCAUCCUGUGGCUCAUGGCUGGCGCUCCUUCAAGAUUGUAUUUGUGCGCUUCGACUACGAAUUCAAUGCCAAGCUGGUGGAUGUGAAAAUAGAGUUGCAAAACAGUAGCAAAAGUGCGCUUACUGUCGUUGUCAACACCUUGGAGACAAUCAACGGUGUGGACGUAACGGGCAGUGUUUUCUUGGAGACGGAGCCGGGCAACUAUACUAGCUUCAUCAGCAGGACUGUGGACCUGUGCAAGAUGUUGAAGGACCGCAAUGUGGAUCCCCUGUCACGGUCCAUAUACCAAGACUUGCAGCGAUAUGGAAAGCUUUUCAAGGAAUGUCCCAUACAGAAGGGCACCUAUACGCUGCAGGACUAUGUUGUGGACGAGGAGCUGCUGCCCAGCUUUCUGCCAGAGACCAACUUCAAAUUCAGCUUACGUCUAUCGAAACCCAAGAAUCAGAUGAUAUUCAAGGGCUCGUUCUACGGACGCAUCGACAAAUCGAAGGGCUUCAACAAUCUUAAGCUUUUUAGUAUGGGCUAAGAGAGACAUACAUAUGAUUGAGCGCAAGGGAGACAGUGAGUGAGAGAGAGAAAAGGGUAUGUGUGGGUGCGCUCUUAUGUGCUAAACGCUCAAUAAAGGUGUCU
Molecule: messenger RNA, 852 nt
Organism: Drosophila mojavensis
Lineage: Eukaryota; Metazoa; Arthropoda; Insecta; Diptera; Drosophilidae
Exons: 2
Coding region: 167-748 (193 amino acids)
Source: RefSeq, a predicted model, not a curated record